AAAUAUAAAUCACUUCUAGAAUCGUUUCUAGAACUUUCAGAGAACAAUAUGUUGACAUAUAAGGAGAUUAAAGAAGAGGUAGACACGUUCAUAGUAGCGGCAUACGACACGUGCUCCCUCGUUUUAACUUACACACUUAUGUGUUUAGGAACUUAUCCAGAAGUGCAGGAACGAGUGUAUAAAGAAAUACAAACCGUCUUUGGAGAUACGGACAGAGAUGUUGAGAAGGAGGACUUGUCACAGUUGCUAUAUACAGAAGCUGUUAUAAAAGAGACUCUGAGAAUGUAUCCACCCGCUCCUUUUAUAUUGAGAUACUGUGAUAAAGAAGUUCUACUAAAGAAUUACAAAAUCCCAGCUAACACACAAUUAAUUCUCAGCACGUAUGGUAUGAAUCGAGACGCUGUGUGGGGACCAGACGUGGAACAUUUCCGACCGGAUCGAUGGCUGGACCUUAAGCCAGAGCAAAGUAACGCCUUCGGAUCCUUCAGCAUCGGAAAACGAAUAUGUCCAGGACAACAUUUUGCUCUAAUUUCUUUGAAGACGCUGGUUGCUCACGUAAUACGGCAUUACCGAAUCAGAGCAAACAUCCACAAGUUGCAAUUUCGAAUGGAUUUCUUAGCGGUUCCAAUGUCAGACUGCAAUGUGGUCUUGGAGCGAAGAAAUAAUGUCGUUACGCAAGCAUUAUAG
Manduca sexta (tobacco hornworm) is the source of this 687-nucleotide messenger RNA. Its product is annotated as probable cytochrome P450 4d20. Gene Ontology annotation, molecular function: iron ion binding; monooxygenase activity; heme binding. NCBI's taxonomy places the organism in Eukaryota, Metazoa, Arthropoda, Insecta, Lepidoptera, Sphingidae. The transcript has 4 exons. The record is from RefSeq and is a predicted model, not a curated record. The coding region runs from base 49 to 687 and encodes 212 amino acids.